Messenger RNA from Ylistrum balloti, 6161 nucleotides. Its product is annotated as lipase maturation factor 2-like. Gene Ontology annotation, biological process: protein maturation. Gene Ontology annotation, cellular component: endoplasmic reticulum membrane. The transcript has 16 exons. NCBI's taxonomy places the organism in Eukaryota, Metazoa, Mollusca, Bivalvia, Pectinida, Pectinidae. The coding region runs from base 53 to 2005 and encodes 650 amino acids. The record is from RefSeq and is a predicted model, not a curated record.
UGAGACUCGCUGACUAUUUACUUUUACAUUUUACCUGUUGGAAGAGUUGAAAAUGACGAGCGGUAUAAGCUAUACUAGAGAUGUGUUCCUCUGGGGCAUAUCUGGAGUCUAUCUCAUGGCGUUUGCAUCUCUUUAUGUGCAGAUACCUGGUUUGUAUGGAGAAAAUGGAAUAUUACCUGCAAAACUUGUUCUACAAGAAAAGAUAGAUUCAAUAGAAAAACUCUUGGAUGGAGCUCCAACUUUGAUGAAGUUGACCCCACACCUUGGUCUAAAUGCACAGGAAGGGAUGGAUCUCUUGUGCCUAAUGGGAAUGUUGGUGUCCUUCCUUAGUCUGGUGUUCAGUGUGGCACGGGACACUGUCGCCUACCCAAUCCUAUGGAUGUUAUACCUGUCUCUGUACCAGGUAGGACAGACUUUUUUGUGGUUUCAAUGGGAUAUUUUACUCCUGGAGGCAGGAUUUCUGGCCAUCUUAGUAGCUCCACUUAAUCUUCAGUUACCAAAGAAAUGGAGGAUGUCCCCAUACCACCAGCAUGAUAGCAUCACACUGUGGUUGAUACGCUGGCUCCUCUUUCGUCUCAUGUUUGCUUCAGGAGUGGUGAAGCUGACCAGUAAAUGUCCAACAUGGUGGGGGCUAACAGCUCUGUCUGUUCAUUUUGAAUCUCAGUGUAUUCCAACACCUCUUGCCUGGUGGUGGCAUCAACUUCCUCUGUGGUUCCUCAAGCUCAGCUGUGUGGCCACCUACAUGAUUGAGAUCCCCGUCCCUUUCCUCUUCUUCUCCCCCAUCAGAUCCAUGAGGAUAUUUGCAUUUUAUUGUCAGCUGAUACUACAGGUCCUGAUCAUUCUGACCGGUAACUACAACUUCUUCAACUUGCUCACUAUUAUCCUCUGCUUUUCUCUACUGGACGACGAGCACUUUGGAUAUAAAACAGGAAGAAAAUCAUCAUGGCUUGGCAGAAUGAUAAACUUUUUAGCUUCAGUACUUGUCUAUGGCUUCAUUGGCUACCAGAUGUUGCAUCAGUUUUCACUCAAAGUCAAUUGGAGUCCUAGCUUCUCGGUGUCUUCUAGUAUAGCAUUUUCACAGCCACAGUUUACAGCGUGGUUAGACUGGAUAGUUCCCUUGACCAUGACCCUUGGGGCUGUUUCGCUGAGCUAUGAGAUCGUCAUAGCCAUUGUAAGGAGUAUGAUGGAGAAGAAAGCUCUGCACUGGAGGUUAUUAUCUGUUGCCCAGUGUGUGCUGUUUGGAGCUAUAUCUGCAGGAAUGCUUGGCAUCAGUCUGGUUCCCUUAUCCUACCUGUCCAACUCCUCCUACUAUAGUGUCCCCACCAUCUUCAGGAAUGCGCACGAAAAGUUUGAGCCCUUCCAGAUGACUAGCUCUUACGGAUUGUUUAGGGUGAUGACUGGUGUUGGAGGUCGGCCUGAGGUCAUAGUUGAAGGCAGUGACAGCCUAGAAGGAGACUGGAAGGAAUACGAGUUUAUGUACAAACCUGGGAAUCUGUCACGUAUACCUCCUGUUGUUGCCCCUCAUCAGCCCCGUUUGGAUUGGCAAAUGUGGUUUGCAGCCUUAGGAAGCUAUCAACACAACACAUGGUUUGUCAAUAUGGCUUACAGACUCCUUCAAGGUCAACCAGAGGUCAUACAGCUACUCCACCACAAUCCAUUUCCAGAGGAACCACCAAAAUACAUCAGGGCUACUCUCUAUCAUUACCACUUCUCACAGAAUAAUGGGCAGGACUGGUGGGUAAGAGAGAAGAAGAAUGAGUACUUCCCUCCAGUGGAAAAGGAUAACCCUUCCUUAGUACAGUAUCUCAAACAUGCAAAAAUCAUACCAGAGGAAGACACCAAGGGCAAACAGGACCAGAAAAAGAGACAAAUUCUGCCAUCCUUCACUCAAAGAUUUGUGACUUUUGUCAGAAUGCUUGUUGGGCAAACAGAUGGAUUUACAUUUAUUUUGUCAAUAGUGCUGGCUUCAUUUAUCAUCAAUAUAUACAGCAAGUACUUCUGGUAGUUAUAUACUCAGUGUGACAUCAGGAAGAUCAUUGCUCAACAUCUCUAACUGAUAGGAAGAACAGCCCACUGUACAACUGUGGUGGUCCAACAGCUCUUCUGUUACUAAUUGUAAAUUGAAUGUGAACUAUUUCAAAUUUCAAAUCAGAUAUAGAAGUAAAAGUGAAAGGCCAAAGAAAAAAUUAUUUUGUUAAAGGUUUCAUAAAGUUUCGACUUUAUAAGAUAGUAGAAAAAUGCAAAAGUAGUUGAAAUAAAGUUCAGAGAGAAAAUAAUGACACAAUUUAGUAUUUCUGCAAAAUAAAUGCCUUCUGGUUUAAGCUUGAUCAGAUGGAGAAAAUUGAAGUAAAUCACUAUAUCACAAUACAACAAACUUUUAAAGUCAACUGAAGAAAACAGAUUUCAACUUGGAAUGUGUCUCCUCACUGAUAAAGUUACUUCCCCUUCUUCCAUUUACUGAGAGAGUUCAUCAUCAAGCUCUACAUCAUUUUCUGUUUAUUUCUGGUUUGGGAUAUUAUCCUUGUUUUUGAGAUAUUGCUUGAUUUGUCUGUUGGUUAGUCUCUUUGUUAUUGAUAUUUUGAUGGAAUACUCUGGUACUUGUAAAGCUAUAUGUUCAUGCUGCUGAAAUAAUUCCAUUGGGUUGAAUUUCAUAUGAGAUAUCAAAUUAUUGAUAUUUAAUACUAGUCUGUACCAAAGAAAAUAUCUUCUUUAUUGAUUUGAUUUUUACUCUAAAGUACAACAUUCCUGUCUUUUGUGACACUGAUUUGCUUUUGUUCAACAUGUAUUUGAACUUGGUUCAACCAGAUCUGUUUCACUCACGUUUCUCUCCAAAAUCUAUUUCCUUCAAUUGGACCACUUAAUUCACCAUGAUCUUCUGUAGAAAUUUUGCUGUUAUGGACCUGGACCAUGAAGUAUUCUGAACUUUUGUCUUUAUCAUUUUUAGUUUCAAGUUAUUUUGUUUAAAUAUUUGGGAGUGAUUACAAUAUCAAUUAGAUAAACAGUGGUUUUAUCACAUUUUUCCACAACAAAACAAUUUGUGCAAUUUUAUUCCAUUUUAUGUACUUGUCUAUUAUUACCGGUAAACUAUGGUAUGUUAUUUUUAUAAACUACUAUUCAAUUUAAAUUAUGAAAGAUAAUGUUUACUAUGUGAUGACUACUUUGGUCCAGGGUUUGAUGCUAAAUUAAAGUAAGAGAUAGGUAUUGUCAGUCUUAUUAUUUAAUAUAUAACAAUCAGUCAUAUGAUAUAUCUGACAUGACAAAUAUAUUUUUAAUAGAUUAACACUCAUUUCCUGUCAUUAUUUUGUAAUAUCAUAAUUAACUGCUAUACUAUAAAUCAAAUGCUUGGAUGAUGUUUAAUCUUAAGUCUUUCUGUCUCCUAAUGUUGUGAGCAUUUUUCAAGAUCCAAACAGCAUUUACUUUGUUUAGAUUAAAGACUAUUUCUUGCUUGCCUAGUUUAAGUUGUUGAAAAAUUAUUUUAUAUUCAUGUUUUCCAAACUGUUUCAAGUUUUGUAUGUGUAUCAUUUUCAUUAAGAAAUGAUAGAACAUGGCUUUUUCAGGGAUUCAUUGCUUUAUACUUUUUUUUUAUACUAAAUUGAAUUCUUUUUGUGUAGACACAAAACUUGUGUUAUAUAGUAUACCCUAUAUACAAAAUGAACUGGAUUAAAUGCUGCUCUGGUCUCAAUAAUUCAUCAAGUUAUGCAUACUGUAACACCCUGAAGAACAUAGAGUGAAAAUAUUAUUGAUGAGAAAUGGUAAAAUUAUCAGAGAUAAGUCCGAGGUAAUCAACGAUAUGUAUGCGUGUUGUAAUCAGUGAUAUAUACUGGUUAUCAGUGAUAUAUACUGGGUUAUCAGUAAAAUAUACUAGAUUAUCAGUAAUAUAUACUGGGUAAUCAGUGAUAUAUACUGGGUUAUCAGUGAUAUAUACUGGGUAAUCAGUGAUAUAUACUGGGUAAUCAGUGAUAUAUACUGGGUUAUCAGUGAUAUAUACUGGGUAAUCAGUGAUAUAUACUGGGUUAUCAGUGAUAUGUACUUGGUAAUCAGUGAUAUAUACUGGGUUAUCAGUGAUAUGUACUUGGUAAUCAGUGAGAUAUUCUGGGUAAUCAGUGAUAUAUACUGGGUAAUCAGUGAUAUGUACUGGGUAAUUAGUGAUAUAUACUGGGUUAUCAGUGAUAUAUACUGGGUUAUCAGUAAUAUAUACUAGGUUAUCAGUAAUAUAUACUGGGUAAUCAGUGAUAUGUACUGGGUAAUCAGUAAUAUAUACUGGGUUAUCAGUGAUAUAUACUGGGUAAUCAGUGAUAUGUACUGGGUAAUCAGUGAUAUGUACUUGGUAAUCAGUGAGAUAUUCUGGGUAAUCAGUAAUAUUUACUGGGUUAUCAGUGAUAUGUACUGGGUAAUCAGUGACAUGUACUGGGUAAUCAGUGAUAUGUACUGGGUUAUCAGUAAUAUAUACUGGGUUAUUUAUGCCAUUACAGCCAUUAAUUACACAUAUAGGCUGUUCUAUCUUUAGAAAACUAUUUGUUAUGUUGACUAUUUGAUGUCUUAUUUUUUUUACUGAGCUUUUUCUGCUCAAGUGCUGCAUAAUUUAUGAUACCAAAGUGUGGAAUCCUGUUUUCUAUUUUUACAUAUUAGGCUGAUCAUGUCCUUGAUAGUAGAGCUGUGUGAAAUUGAAGAUUUUGAUUAUAGUUCUCCUUUGUGUUGGAAAUUCACUAGUGGGGUAUUAGUCUCUCCCAUUUUGUACCAGGAUAUUUGAAUUCCAUUGGCAAUAUAGAGAUAUUUUUUUCUUGUGAAUGAAACAUUUGUUUCUACUUUAUACAUUAUUACGGCAGCCAAUAUAUGUCCUCCGGUAUACUUUACAACAUUUGUAUAAAUCUUUAAGCUUGUUUAUUUAAUAUUCGGUUGACUCUAAUUACCUCUAUAUGGAAAGCUUUUUCUAGUCAGAAUAUAGUGCCACUUUAUACAAACUGGGAUAGUUUGAACUAAGAGAGUUUAUACAAAAUGUUAAUACUUAUAGGCAAUAGAAAAACUAGCUUUAGUAGGAAUUAAUACUGGUGUUUUUACUCCAAACUUCAUAGAAAUUGUAUCUAGUUUUGAGUACAUUAUAAAUGUAUGAACAAUCAAGGAAUUAUCACUGAGUAUCAGGUGGUUUAUUUACUAUCCAUCUAGAGUUCAGGGGUUCAAGUUUUGGUCUGGUCAUCAAAUGUUCCGUGGUUAGAGUCUUGGUCUGGUCAUUUAGAGAACCUUGGUUAGAGUCUUGGUCUGGUCAUUUAGAGUUCCGUGGUUAGAGUCUUGGUCUGGUCAUCAAGUGUUCCAUGGUUAGAGUCUUAGUCUGGUCAUCAAGUGUUCCAUGGUUAGAGUCUGUCUUUUUAUCUAUAUUUUAGAGGUUAGAGUCUUGAUCUGGUAAUUCAGAGUUCAGGGGUUCAAGUCUUGAUCUGGUCAUGCAUUUUUUUCCUCUCCUGUUCCAUUUUGCAUCCAACAGAUUUUUCACUGGUUGUGGUAUCAAGCCUUUUUGAUGACAGAAUUUGUUGAAGGAGAGAGAAGUGAUUACAGUGUCAGUGUCUCUAGUUCAAAAGUCCCAUGUUGGAGUCCAGUCUAGCUAGUCCUUGUUUUUUGUUUUUUUUUGCACAGGAUACAUUCGUUUAAUGACUUUUACUGUAAUUAGAUAUAAUACUAUCCAUGUGUACAAACUAUUAUUGUGGGAUUGUAUCUUUUUACUAACAGUGAGAUUUAGAUAUCCUGUAAUACAUUUCAGAAUGAAAACAAAUUUUAGUAUUAAGACUUUGAAAGUUAAUGAUUUAUUUUAUCCUAUUACAAAAUUAUUAAUGAUAAUAACAUCUGCAUGUUAAGGCGGUUACUUGCCAUUUUGGUGUUUUGAAUUAUGCAAAUCCUAACAGUUUAUUUGAGAGAAAGUUUAUAAAUUUUCCUUGAAAUACAGAUUACUUCUCAUAGUUUGUUCUAAAGUGUGAUUUGUGUUUGUCUUGGUGCUUAGACCUGUUGUGUUACUAUUGUACCUAAACAGUUAUGUGUGUAGUGAUAACAUGUACCAUUAUCUGUAAAACUGCUGCCUGCAUUUAGUGUAAGUAAUCUUGUGUAUUCAAGCUUUAUUUGUUUUCAGGUGCAUGAUGUUUUUCUAUAGAAAAACACAAUAAAGCCUUUUAUGUUAA